This is a messenger RNA of Anguilla rostrata (American eel), 1282 nucleotides long. Its product is annotated as MAP7 domain-containing protein 1. The transcript has 3 exons. NCBI's taxonomy places the organism in Eukaryota, Metazoa, Chordata, Actinopteri, Anguilliformes, Anguillidae. The coding region runs from base 132 to 881 and encodes 249 amino acids. The record is from RefSeq and is a predicted model, not a curated record.
CCAUCUAGUGGCGAGUCACAGCAACUGCCGCUCCUGUGUUGUGGAAGUUGCCUAGCUACCUCACAGAGAGUAAGAGUAGAGGGCGAACUGCCGUGGAGCCGGGACAUUGGGAUUCCGGCGCGUUCUGUGCUAUGGCCCCCGUCCCCGUUGGGUGGACCGAGAGGCAGGUGGCCCCGGGACCCGUGCGGGUGAAGGAUAGCCAAACCUCCAGCACCCAGCUCCUGGAGAGGAUGAUAAAUCACACCACCCUGUCCACACAGAGAGUUCUUCACAAUCAUAUUUUGGAACUCGGGGAGCAACUGCGUCCAAGCUCCUCCUCUCCCAGCCCUGGCCCCUCCCCUGGCCCCGCCCAGUCUCCAUACACCCUGUCCUCCAGGCAGCUUGUGGGCAAAGCAAUUGAGGGUGACAGACCCUGGACAGAAGUGUUCAGUGAGUUGGCGGAAGAGGAGAAGGAGAGGGCUCUGCAACAGCAGAAAGAGACCCUGCAGGCACGCUUCACCGAGGCCCUGUCGGCCCGAGAGCGGCUGGAGGCCGAGCUGAGGCAGGGGCAGCGGGUAGAGCUGCUGGCCAGGUUCGAGCGGGAGCGGGCUGGCCUGAGGGCCCAGGCGGAGAGGGAGACGGGGCUGGCCGUGGAGGAGGCCUGUGAGAGGCUGAGGGCCCAGGCGCUGAGGGAGGCUGACGAGGCGAGGCAGAGGGAGGCCGAGGCCUUCCAGACCGAGGCACAGGCGAGUACCGCUAAUGCGUGGAAGAGUGAGGUCAAAGGUCAUUCUGCUCCCGCCUCUCUCCUCCAUCUCUCCCCUUCUUCAUCAAUCGCCCCCCCCAGCCCAUUUCUAAAUCACCUCACCGUCACUGGCACAGUUAAUAUUUAUAAGUGCUCUUAAUGUUCAUUUCAUCCGAGGGGAGUCUGUGUGGACACAUUACUUAAAUGGAUUUAUAUGUAAAUUCGCGCGUGGAAGUCGUCUGUCUGUCUGUCUGUCUGUCUGUCUGCGCGUGUCAGGAGAGACUGAAGGAACGCGUGCGGGAGGUGGAGAAGAGGGUGAGGGGAGAAUGCGAGGCGGAGGCGCAGAGGGACAGACGAACGCUGCAGGACAGACACACGCAGGAGCUGGACCAGCUACACGCCAAGUGAGGACGCACACACACACACGCACACACACACACACGCACACACGCACACACGCACACACGCACACACACGCACACACACACACAAACACACACGCACACACACGCACACACGCACACACACACACGCACACACGCACACGCACACACACACACA